Messenger RNA from Paramecium sonneborni, 8015 nucleotides. The record is from the annotation of a GenBank genome assembly. Lineage: Eukaryota; Ciliophora; Oligohymenophorea; Peniculida; Parameciidae.
AUGAAAAUAUUAUUCUGGUUGAUCUCAUAGUGCUAUUUGUGGUUACCUCGAAAAAUUCAGAAGUCUGUAUAAAAAUCUUUAUUGUUACAACAGGGCAUUGAUUAAACCUAAAAAGUAUAAUUUCAAACUUAAACUAGAUUGAGUUCUCAAAUGGAGAAGUAUAAAAGAUCACAAAUUUUGAAAUAGCAAGCAACAAUAUUAAAUUAAUAAGUGUAUGGAAAUGUUUUAUUUGUUUAGAUUAAUACAAUUAUAGUGAUAUUUAUUGAAAAAAUAAUAAGCAUUGAAAAUAUCAUAAUACUUAUUAUUCUGAUUAUAGUACUUUCUGGAUAAACUUAUUAUUAUGAUAGAAACGAAGAAAUUAUUGUAUAUUAUACACUUUUUUGCUAUCUCUUUAAUCUAUUAAUAUCUCUUGGAAACAUUUUAAUAAUAGCUUUUUAACGAAUGACAUAAUAAAAAACAAUUAACUCAUAAAAAUGUACUAUUAUAGCUAAAUUUCCAGAUGUUUCAGCAAAGAAACUCUUAAAUAAAAACACUGAGUAAAUUAAAUAAAUUAUAUAUUAAUAGAUUGAAUUCAUAUGAAACCAUUUCUUGGAGUUAAAUAACAGUGGGUCAUAUUAUUUGUUUAUAAUAAAAUGAAUAGAGUCCUGCUGAUUUAUUGAUUCUUGAUUCAAGCAAAGAGCAGGUUCUAAUAAACUUUGAUUAAAGAAAUCCAUGUUCUUGUACUUUUGUUAGUCUAAAUUAAACAAUCAAAGGAAAUAUCUUAGACUUUAAAACAAAAUUAAGUGGAACUAUUUAAUUCACUAUUACUGACCUCUAAAUAUAAGGAACUAUAAAAUUGAAAAAUGAUCCAAAGCUUACUCCUUUUACUAAAAAGAAUAUGAUUUAAAGAGGUGAAACUUUGGAUUCAGUUGAUUGGAUAUUUGGUAUGGUAAUUAGAGUAGGAAAUGAUUGUAUUGCUUAAUCUAAUUUCUCUAAUGAAAACGUCACGCAUUCUAGUUGGAUAAAUAGUAUUUAUUAGAAAAUAAUACUUAUUUGUAUUGUUUUGCUUUUAAUUCUAUUUAUUCCAAAUAUCAUUUAUUAUUCAUUUUAAUCUUAUGAGAAGUAUUUUUAUAGCAGUAUUACAUAUUGUUUAUUAUUAAUUCCUUAAAAUUUAUUAUGGUUAAAUUAAUUAUGGUUUCUGAUCAAUAUGAUAAUAAACAAUCGCAUUUUUAAUUAAAAUUAACAGAACGAAUGUGCUUAAUAAAGUUCAAUCAAUAAAUUAUCUAGUGAUUUUAGUGAAAAUCAAGUAGUUAUAAUUUCUGAAAAUGAAAAAAAAGUACUCUUACCAAUUUAAAAGUAAUUUAAGAUAAAUCUUUUACCAAUUAAACAACCUGAAGCUGCUUUAUAUAAGAUAAAGAAAAAAAAUAUGAAAGGAUUUUUAACAUUUUCAGCAAACAAUAUCUUAGAUAUGAUUAAAGGAGAUAUAAUCUUAUUAGAUAAUCCUUAAUAAAUAUUUAAAAAUAAACCAAAAAUUAUGUAAAUAAUAACUAAAAAUUAAAAGUAAUAUAUUUUUAAUUAUUCUAAAUUGUAAGAAUUAGUUAAAAAGGCUUCUCCAACAUUAAAAACUAAUUAUGAAAAAUUAAUAAUUGAUACAAAUAGACAAUAGACAAAUGAUGAAUAGAAAACACAAGAUUUAGACUUUUUAUUAGCUGAGAAAAAAGUGCCAAAUUUAAGAAAUUCUAACGAGGGUUUACAUCAAAUGAAAAAACUUUAAUUGGCAUCAAGGGAAGAACUUGUAAGUAAAACAUUAUUAGGUACAUAAAAGCAACCAUUGCCAAAAAAAAAAAGUACUAGAUAUAUAUUUGAUUAAUCUUUUGCAAAAAAAUCAUCAGAAAAAAUCGAUUCUAUGAAAGACCUUAAUAAAUUAAAUAAUAGUGCUACAAAUAGUAAUAUGACACCUCCUGUCCCUGGUUCUUUAUAGAAAUAGAGAAGCUAAUUUUUUGGUAGAGGAGGUACUUUGAUAAAGUAAUUUAAUAAUACUUCUUCUUUAUAAAUAUCUCCAACAAAAUAAAAUGAAGAAUAAUAAGGAACAGACAGAUUAAUUGGAGAUUAUUUUAAUGAAUAAGAUUUUAUUGAUCAAUUGUAUAAAAAGGAGGAUACUCUUCAUAAUGAAAUUUUAUUAAUGAUAUUAAUUACUAAUAACAUUUUAAGUGUUUUUGAUGAUGAAACAAGAAAACUUCAAUUUAAUUACGGAAAUAAAUUUGAUGAAUCAUUAUUAGAGUUUACAAAAGUCUUCAAUUAUUAAUUAUUAUGUAGUACUGAGAUUGAAAAUUCAAGAUUAGAUUAUUAAUUAAAAAGUUAUAUAAAAAAAGUUAUAUCUAUAGAAAAUUAGGUAAAAGUUUUUGAAAUUUUGGCUUUUUUAGAGCCUACUGAAAAUAGAAAAAAUACUCUAUCUGUUUUAGUAAGGGAUCCUGAAUCAUUUUUAUUAGAAGAAGGUUCAAUUUUAUACACAAGAAUUUAGACUAAUGAAUUAAAAGAUAUAAUUAAAGGAAAUAAUGAUUCUAUGAAUAAGAAACCAGAAUUUUAUACAUAAUAUAAUGAAUUACUUUAAGAACUAUUGUGGGAUGGCUAAUAAACUUUUAUAUACACUAAACGUUAGUUGAAUCAAAAUUAAACAUAAGAAUUUUUGUAGAAAUUGUCAUAGUUACAUGAUGCUUAUGGAAAUAGGUCUUCAGAAAUUGAAAUUGAAUACUAAAAGUUAGAGUAGUAAAAUGAAAUUUUGUUUUGUAUCGGCAUCAGAUCAGGCUAUCAUAAUAAUUAAAUUCAAAUAUCAUCGAAUGAAUUUUAUGUAGACUCUUUGAAAGAAGAUAAAAUUUUUUAAACUCUCUAAAUGUAAAACAUUAAAACUUGUUUAACAACAUCAAAGUCAUAUGAAGAAUUAAUUAUUUUUCUUAGAUCUCAUUAAGUAGUUUAAAAAGAAUAAAUCGUUCAUUUUUAUGAAAGAGACAUUUAGCAGUUAUAAUAUAGGUUUAGAUAACACAUUUAAUAUUUGUUAGAAGAAUAAGAUAUCAUGGGAAGUGAUACAUAAAGACAUUUAGAAAAGUAUAUAAUAAUAAGUAAAUAAUCAUUUAAAAUAAUACUCUAAGAUGAUUAUCUAAAAUACCAUUUUGUAUUUAUAACUUAAUUUGCUAGUGGCUUUGGAGCAUAUGAAUUUAAUGGUAAAUGCAAUGGAUAACUUAUUAAAUUGCUUAAAUUAAACAAUAAAAAAAUCAUUGCUAUUGGUAACUCUUUACAAAACAAUUAUUUAUUUAAUAAAUCAGAUAUUAGUUUUACUUUAGCUCAAAAUAAUCCAUUCUAUUGCAUAAAUUAACCAAAUUUUGUUGUCAAAAACAUUAAACAAAUAUUUUAAUUAUUUUUCUUUUAUUGUACUCAGUAUUUAUAGAAUUACAUAUCUUUAUUAGAAAUUUAGUUAUACAGAAGCAUUUUAAUAGGCUUAUCAGUAUUUGGCAUAAGUUUUUCUUAAAAUGAUUUAGACUUGUUACAUUUAAUAAUAUUUUUUCUUAUUCCAAGUAACUUAUUAACUUCUAUAUUCUAAUAAUAUUUGUUAAUAACUUAAACAGAUUAUGAUAAGAAAUAUUUUACAAGUUUUACAAAUAGAUUGUUUAUAUUAAAAAAUGAAAAUAUUUUUAAAUAGAUAUGUAAAAUAAUAAUAAUUGCAAUAUUUGAUUCAUUAUUUGUAAUUUUAUUAGAAAAGACAAUAAUUCAAUUAACAAAUAAUGAUGGUAAGAUAAACUAAACAAAUUAAAUUGUUUUGUUAUAUACAGGUAUUGAGCUUUUAGAGAAAAGUAAACUAUUAUUUAUUGUGUUUGAUUUGUUUAAUGAUAUUUUGUAUAAAUUAAAACAGAUUCUUAUGAUAGUAUGCUUAACAUUGAUUUUAUGUAUUUGCUAUUUGAUAGCACAAUCAAUUUAAGAUGAAUAGUAGAUUUCAUAGUAAUUCAAUAAUGCAGGAUUAUUGAUUUUUACAUUUAUGGCAAUUUUUUUAGUAGGUUAAUCUUUUGUAGUUUAUUUAUUACUAUAAUUGAAUAAUAUUGAGUUUUCAUUUCCAAUAGAUAAUUCAUAAUUAGAUAUUCAUAUGAAAGAGAUAAAUAAUAUAAAGUCGAAUCUUAGUUUUGAAACUAAUGAAAAAGGUCAAUUUUAAAAAAUCAAGAAAAUGAUAGAAACAUUAUUUGAGAACAAGGAUAUAGUUGAUGAAUAAAUAACAAAAUUUAUUAAAGUAGAUUAGACAACAAUUGAUUACAUGGAUAAAAAUCAUGGAUUUUAUGAUAGGAGAACUGAGAAUGAUUUUAUGGAUUUUUUUAGAUAAUAAAAAUGGUAAAAGUAUAGUUUAUUUUAUGUGUUUAUAUUUUAUGAGGUAACAAUAUUUAUUUCUCGUCUUUAUGAAAUAACGAUGAAUAACUUUUCUACAUCAAUCCUAACAAUAAUAAUAAUUUAAUUAAUAAUGUAAAUGCUUAUAGUUAUAUUAUAAUUUAAAUUCAUUAACAAUAAAACUUCACAUGAAUAAUUAUAAAUAUUAUCAUUUGGAUUACGAUUUGUUUUUAAAGUUUUAAUAGAUUUAUUGUACUUGGAUCAUAGGAAAGAGUUUACUGCUUUUCUGUAUCAUACUUUAUUUAUUAUAUCAUUUGCUCUUACAACUUAACCAAAGAUCAAUAUAUAUUUAUAUGCUGCUUUGUAAUUGAUUAUGUAUCUUUUUAAUUUAGUUUUGGAUGGAUUCACAAUAAGAUUUGAGAAUGUUAAUGAAGCUAUAUAUUGUUCUUUAAAAUAUUUUUUUAUAAUAAUUGAGAUUUCCUACCCUAUAUUUAAUUACAUAUAGAAAAUACAAUUUUUAUAAAGAUCCUCAUAUGUUUAUUAGAAUAGAUUAAGUAAGGAAUAAAAGAAGAUUAAUAGUGUAUUAGGUUUAUUAAUGCCUAGAUUCAUAUAAGAAAGAAUGAAUAAAGGAUAAAUUCAAAUAUCAUAAGACUAAGGAGAUGUAAGUGUGUUAUUUUGUGAUAUUUACUAGUUUGAUAAAGUAAUUAAAGAUUAAUAAGAGAAAAUAUUAGAAUUUUUAGAUACAAUAUAUCGAGCCUUUGAUUAAUUAUGUUAAAGUUAUGAUUUAUAAAAAAUUGAAACUGUAGGUAAAACAUAUAUGGCAGCAGGAGGACUUAAAGAUUAUGAUGUUGUGAUAAGUAAGUUUGAUAUUUAAUUAUUUAGAUUAAAAAAAUGCUAAUAGCACUUUAAGAGCUUUAGAAACAGCAAUAUAAAUGAUGGAAACUGUUAAAACAAUGAAAUAUGGAGAUAAUUAGGAUGUAUAAUUAAAAAUAGGAAUUCAUUAUGGAAGAGUGAUCGCUGGAGUUAUUGGAGUUCAUAAACCUUAGUUUUCACUUAUAGGGGAUACAGUUAAUACAACAAGUAGAGUUUGUAGUACAGGUGAAGCUGGAUAUAUUACUUUAAGUGAGGCUGCAUAUUUAAAUAUCAAAGAUAAUGCUAAAUAUUAAUUUGAAAAGAAAUCAGUUGCAGCUAAAGGAAAAGGAAUGAUUGAAACAUAUAAAUUGAUUAUCUAAUCUAAAGAAUCAGCAAAAACAUUAACUCCAAAAGUAUCUACAUUAGAAUAUUAGGACAAAACUUAAAUCUAAACUAAAGAAACAAAAAAAAUAAUUAAUUUUAAAUCAUCAACAGAUAAAAAAAAUAUUUUAAAAAGGCCCUCAAUUUAACCUGCUUAAAUUGGUGCUUUAAUUUUAAAUGAUCAUGCAAAGUCUCCAAAACUUGUUAUUAGAUAAUUACAUAAAGAAACUCAAUCUUCUAUUAUGCCAAAUAUGAUUUUAAAAUAAAAACCCUCAGUAGAAAAUGAUUAAGAUAUCAAACGCUUGAAUUCCAUUAAAUCCAAAUCAUUUAAUUAAGUACCAUAAUUUUACUAAUUUUAAGAAUGAUGACAUUUAAAUUAAGGACAAUAACCCUUCUUGUAAUGCUAAGACUCCAGGAUUUUAAAAAAAUUGGAUUUAAAAACGCUAAAGUAUACUAGAUAAUAUUUAACCUAAUAUUUUAACAAUACCAAAUAAUUAAUAAGAUUCUGUUACAUAGAUUUAAUUACCAUUAGAUCCUAAACCUUAAAAUCAGAUUGUAUCAUAAUCUUGUUAAUAAUAAAUAUUUUAAUCUGGUGUUAAUCUAUCUCAUUAAUCAAAUCAAUAGUAAUUCUUAAAUUCAGCUGAUUAAUUAUUAAAGUAUUCUGAUCAAUUUAAUGAUAAUAAUAAAUAAGAUGGAUUUAAUUUUAUUCCUAGACCAUAAAUCAAAAAAAGAGGCACUUUUAUUUUAGGAGAGAUGAUUUAAAAAAAAGGAAUUAUAAAAUCUAGUUCAAAAAUAGUGCUCCCAGAAGAAAAAAAUUAAAUUGUUAAAAUAUCUGGCGUUGGGGGUGAUAGUGAUUCCUAAAUGGAUUAUAAAAAAUAAAUUAGAAACUAAAGAUCUUUAAAACUACUACAGUUUUAAGAUUCUAAUUCUGCUUUAAAGAAAAGUCCUGAAUCUAAUAAUGAAAGAUUAGAAGAAUUAGAAAUAGCCAAAAGAAGGAUGAUUAUAACACCUGAAUAGAAAUUUGACUAUUAGACUUUGGAGAAAAUUAAGAAGUUUAAACUUGAUUAUGAUGAUAAAUCUACAUUUGAAAUUGAUAAAAGUUAAUUUCAAAAUAAUGAUCAAUAAUUAUAUCAUUCAAUAUAUGAAGAGUAUAAAGAAUAAGAAAAAUUAUAGAUGAGAUAUAUUUUAAUAUUUUUAACAGGCUUAAAUUUAUGUAAAGGCUUCCUACUAUUUAUAAUAAGCUAAGAAUUAAAUGGAACAUAGAAUGAAUUAUUAAUAGUAUAAAUUUGCCAAUUUGGUAUUUGUUUAAUUCUAACAAUUUGUUAUUCAAUGCUUUUAGAUAAAACAAGUAGAGAAAUGUUAAAAAUAAUUAUUUGGAUUUAUUAUUUAAGUUAUAGUAGUCUUUCUAUAUUAAUAAUUUUAUUUGAGAAACAGAAAGAAUUUGAAGUAAUUUUAUAGAUAAGUACAAUAAGUGCUUUAUAUAUAAAUAUUUAUCUUUCAUAAAUCUUACACUAUGAAGAUAGAUAGAGAAUUGUUGCAAUAUUUAUAAUUUUGAUAACAAUAAUGAUAGUUUAUAAAGUAUAUAUUUUAGAAUUAAUAAUAUAUGAGAUGGGAAUAGGUGGAUUAACAUUUUUUUGCUAAAGUUAAGAGAAGGAAUUAUUGUUUAAGAAUUAUUUAAUAAGCUUAAAAUUAUCAACUUAAAUAGCAAAAUAUGAAAAUAUGCUUUAAUAUUUAAUGCCACCUCAUGCUCUAAGAAGAUUGUUAAACCCUGAUUAAGAAAAUACAGAUACAUUUAUGGAUGUUUUAGAGAACACAACAGUAUUAUUUGCAGAUAUUGCUGGUUUUACAAAAUAUUCAAGUUCAGUUGAGCCAGAAACAGUUGUAGAUAUGCUUAGAAAUUUGUUUUCAAAUUUUGAUUAGUAUUGUUAGAAGGCAGAAAUAUAUAAAUUAUUUACAAUAGGUGAUUGUUAUGUAUGUAUGGGUGUAUUUGAUUGUAAAAAAAGAGAUCCUGCAGGAGAAGUAAUUAAUUUAUUAGAUAUGAAAUUAGGCAUAAAAAGUAUUAGCAUUUGGAUUUAGUAUGAUUGAAAUCAUCAAUCAUUAUAAAAAAGAUCCUUAAUAUUAACAUCUCAACAUGAGAAUAGGUGUACAUACUGGUCGAGUUUUGGGAGGUGUUGUUGGAACAGAUGUCGUUAGGUAUGAUAUAUAUGGAGAAGAUGUAACAAUAGCAAAUUUAAUGGAAUCAUCAGGAUAAGUAAUUUAUCAACUUAUUUUAGGAAGGAAAAAUACUUGUUAGCGAAAUCACUAAAAAUUUAGUUGAAAGUGAAUAUGAAGGUUUCUAAUUUGAUUAUGCCAAAGAUGUUUUUCUUCCUUCAAAAAAUCUAACCAUAUCUACUUAUUUUGUUUAACCUAGUGAUGUUGAGUACAGUUAAAAUGAUUGA